Triticum aestivum (bread wheat) is the source of this 5276-nucleotide messenger RNA. Its product is annotated as translation initiation factor IF-2. Bases 1 to 657 code for a protein of 218 amino acids. The transcript has 3 exons. The record is from RefSeq and is a predicted model, not a curated record. Lineage: Eukaryota; Viridiplantae; Streptophyta; Magnoliopsida; Poales; Poaceae.
AUGUGGGGAAUGUUUCUCCCGACCAAACCCGCACUCCUCGUCGUCCUCCUCCGACAGAAUCCCCAGCUGCGCUGCUCCCCGCCGCCGUCGCUUCCCCGCUCCCCCGCCGCAGCUGCGCUGCUCCCCGCCGCCGCGGCUCCCCUGCUCCCCCGCUCCCUCGCCGCAGCCGCCUCCUGCUCCGGCGCCGCAGCUGCCGCUCGCCUGCCUCCCCAAGCUCCCCGCUUCCUCAUAAAAAUCUUUGAUUUCCCCAGCUUAAGCUCGACGACCCACGCGCCACCAGAGGAGGAGGGAACCGAGGUCGGCGCCCCUGCCAAUCUCCACAACCUCCAGCGACCAACCCCAUCUCCUGCCCCCUGCAACUGGUCCUGCCAGUACGCCGCUUCCGCCGCCGGUGAAUGCCCUCCGCAAGGACUGCGCCUAGCCCCUCUGCUCCGGCGCUCCUUGGCCGUCCCUGGCCCUCUGCCUGGUCGCCAGGGACGUGCAGCUCCGCGCCUGCUCCAGCCGGGGGCCGCCACCCGCCACGCCGGCUCUGGCCCUUUGCUCCGACCAAUCCCGGUGCUGCUCGCCUGCUCGGCCGAACUCUGUCGCCCAAGACUUGCUGUCAACAAACUGCAAGCAGGCUGGGACAAGGGACAAUUGGCUUCUUCAAGAAGGUAGAAGACGCCGUCCACCCUGUGUCACCGUCGCCAGAAGGUAGAAGACGCCGUCCACUCCUGUUCAGCCACUGCACCAUCGUCCAGCACCUCAAGGCCGACAUUGCCUGGAGCUCCUGUUCAAGAUUUCAGAUCCAGAGAUGAGUACUGAAACUACUUGAUGCUAAGAUUCAGACUGAAGUUACUGUCAAAACUGUCAAUUUUCUCCUUGAUGUGAGCAUUUAUAGUUUGAUCCAGAGAUUCAGCCAAAUUGUCCAUUUAACAGAAGUUAGGUUCAUAACUGAUCCCUAGCUAUCAAAAUUUAGUUAAUCAAACUGUAACAAAUUGUCCAUUUAACAAAACUUAGGUUCAUACCUGAUCACUAACUGACAAAACUGAGAAGUGUACUCCUGGAGUACUCCUGCUUGGAAUAUUUUCCAUUUUGAAACUAAGAUCUGCUUGGAGCAUUUUCAGUUUGCAAAACUGUAGUACAACAAAAGUGUAUUUUCCAUUUUCAGUUUGACAAAUUUCACCUAAUCCAGUCAAUAGCAAUCAUUUUAAAUGGUGUACACAAGAAUCAGUAGUUAUCUGAUUUUUACAGUAGAGUGGAUCUUGUUUGAACUACUAUGAAUUAUGUCAAGAUGACAAGAUGAGAAUGCCUCCCCCUUUCCUAGAACAGCCUUCCUUUAGUUUAUAUACAAGGAUUAGACAAGGCAUACACAAGGGCAUGACAUAAGGUCCUCUGUGUCCCCUCUUGACACAAGAUUACACAUGACAUAAGGGCAUCUUUGUCCCCUCUUGACACAAGAUUACACAAGACAUACAGAAGGAGCACCUGACUACAUGACAUAAGGGCCUCUUUGUCCCCUCUUGACUACAUUCUUUUCCUUUCUUUGGCCACUUCUUCCCUUCCCUUCCCUUUACUUUUCUUUCCUUUACCUUCUCUAGCUAAUUCUUUCCUUUCAUUUUCUUUUCCUAUUGCAAUUUCCAUUUCUUCUAUAACGGCCCUAGUAUCAACAACUACCCGACUGUCGCAAUAUACACCGGUUAUUUCCAUUCCAGCAUUCUGAACGCGAUCCUUGUGCAAGUGGGGCAACUUGUAUUGAUUUCCUCCUUUGGCUUUCAUAACUUCAAACAUAACUGCUUCUAAUGUGAUAAAGCUUCUGUGCAACUUGUCGGGAUCGUAGUUCUCGAAUUCCUCUUCCACACCCUGUACCAGUUCCUGGAUGUUUGUAGGUGACCUGCAGUCGGUUAGAGACUGGAGAGAGGUAUGGAAGCAGAGGUCCAAACAAUUUAACUCAGGGCUAUUUGGGGGCUGUUGUAGCAAUCGGCUGUCAAGAUCAGUUUGUUCCACAGCUUCUCGAAAAGCUACAUCAUUGGGAAGGACAUGAGGCUUUGCGUUAUCCUGUUGGAUGAAUAUUGUCGCUCCCUCAUCAUCGUCAGGCCACUUAUCCUGAAUUGCCGGGAUAACCUUAUUGAUUAGAUAAUCUCUGCACACAGGCCUAGUUACUUUCACUGAUGUCAACACUUUUGUUCCCUUUGUUCUGUUUUGACUUGUCCGCUUCGCCUCAGUCUCUUCGACAAAUGCCCAAAUGCCGAUCUUCCCAUCGAAUGUUAGCUCCCCCUCAUUGUUAUAUCGAGGCUUGGCAAUGGCUGUUAGGAACAUCACCUUCCCAAUGCUGUGAGUGUUUGACACGGUGCGCUUCGGUUCAGGUUCUCCUGGAAGUACAUAGUAACUAUUCUUCACUCUCGUCAUGUCAAACCACUUCUCAUCGAUGUGAACCAUAUUCGUCAUUGGUUUUAACAUAGCACGAGAAGUUGAUAUCGAAUUGUCAUCGACCAUGGACAUACAAAAUUUCAAUCUCGCAAGCUUGUUCUCUAGCUUGAGGUGAGGCUUCACGGUGCUUGUGAUGCAGUUGAGCUCAUUCAACUGGAACCUCUUAUGUAGGGUCGAUCGGGCCACACCUAGAUACCAUGCCAGAGAUCGAAUUGUUCUUCUUUUAUUCAGUGGGAUUGUUGAGGUCCUCUCUAGAUUUAGCUCCUUUCUCUUUCGGCCAGAUCUUCCCGGCUUCUUGCUUGAGACAUCUACUUCUUUGCCAUCGGCAAUUUGCCUUUUGGCGUCUUCCCAGAUUCUUUCAACAGAUCGUACACUUAUGUCCAACAGGUUUGAGACUAGCAGCUUGUCGUCUGGUUGAACAGACCCAUCUCUGAGCUCGAUUACCAGCAAGGCGAAGUAAACACCAUGCCUCUCCUUAUCUGACAAUUCUCUUCUCUUCUCUUGAAGUAUCCAAUUCAUAACUUCAUCCUCUUCCUCUUGAGCUUCAUCCUCUUUCCCUUCAUCUUCUUGAGGCAUCCAAUUCAUAUCUUCAUCGUCUUCCUCUUGAGGCAUCAAGUUCAAAUCCAUAACUACAUUCUCUGCCACUUGAGGUUCCUCCUCUUGAGGCAUCAAAUUCAAAUUAAUACCUUCAUCGUCUUCGUUUUGAGGCAUCAUGUUCAAAUCAAUAGUUUCAUGUUCUUCCUUUUGAGGCAUCAAGUUCAAAUCCAUAGUUAUGUUUCCUGCCAUCAAUGACAAAAGAUGAGUACACCAUGGUACCAUAACAAGAAUACACACACACAAAAUGAGUAUGCAAGUCAAACAAGAAAUAGGUGCCAUGGCACCAUUUCUAGUUUGGUUGCCACGAUAGCCAAACAAGAAAUGCUGCCAUGGCAGCCAAACACUUUGCUCUAACCAUAACCAUAAGCCAUUUUUUGUAGCCAAACACUUUGCUCCAAACACAAUACAAUUGGAUGUAGUGUAGUGGUAAUCACCAAUGUUCAUCCAUAUUUUGCAUUUAAAAACUCAGAUUUGAGUCUGGAUCAACUCAGUUGUACUCUGUCAAUAUCCAACUCAGAUUUUACUGUAUGUAUCUUAACUGAAUGAAUUUUGACCAUGUCUUGAUCCUUUCUUGCUUGCUUGCUUCUUUUGGUGUGGAUUUUACUCAAGGUUGGCUAGAUUUUCCCACAAGGUGAGCUAGAUUCCUGUGAAUGUAUUUACACAGAUAGGCUCAUAACUGAAUUUUUUGUGCAGUAGUUUAACUGAAUUCUAGGGAGUAUCAUGUUUGCUGAAACAUUUGCAAACACAAGUCAUGGCAGCAAAACAUCCAUGCUGAGUAUUACAAUUCUGUGUGGGUGCAAAAGUCUAACAACACUAGAACUAAACUGAUUGAUCUAUACAUGUGUAGGAGGAGCUAGAUCCUUUUCUCCAUGGGGAAUUUUGUGUAGGUACUUAGACAAGUUAAUUAGGGACCUCAGCUGAGAAGAUCUACUCUAGUGAGUAAAACAGGACAGAAGGAUUACUUGCUUUGCAGUGAGUAAAAUAGGGCACUUUUUGACAAUGAGUAAAACAGGGCACUUGCCUACACAUGUCCUGCAGAGAGAUUAAACAAAAAGUGCAAACAUGUUCCAGCAGUACUCCAAAUUUGAUUUCUAGAGUACUCCAAACUAGAGUAAUUCCAGCAGUACUCCAAAUUUGCAUAUGAUUAGUGACUGCAUAUGCUCAUUGACAUAACAGUUUCACAGUUAGCAAAGUAUAGUGAUUGCGUAUGUUCAAAAUUGAUCUAGACAAACAUUCAAUUUCACCAGAUGACUAUCAGUUUCACCAUGAAAAUUGACAGUAAAUUUUACUGAAACCUGACAUUUAAACUGAAUUUUACCUUCUUCCUUCCUUAGGAACACGAGCUCUGGCGACAACACAAGGAGCAGGCCAGAGAAGCACAAGGCAGCUGCUACUAGAGCUCUGCUGCUGCUGGUCAACACGAAUAUCGAGCUGCGAAUCAAUUUCACUCUGUAUCAACAGAGGAGCACUGACAAGCGAGCUGCAGAUCAAUUUCAAUAUGUAUCAGCUGCAGGAUUAGAGCGGAGUAGCAGAGGUAGAGCCGGAGGCCUCGGGGGUCGGGGGCGGGGAUCGGAGGGCGUCAGCAGCAGAGGCGUCGCCCGCCACCACCACCUCAACCAGCCGGCGAGCCAAAGUGGACCAGCACGGCGACCAGCGCGGCGGCAGUGAGUGCGGAGUCGUGGGCGGAGUGGACCAGCGCGGCGGCGGUCGGUGGUGGAGGACCCGCUCGUCGGUGGGCGCCGGAGGACCCGCUCGUUGGUGGCCGGCGGAGGACCCGCUCGUUGGUGGCCGGCGGAGAUCCUCCUCCUGGGCGGGCGGCAGAGUCCUCGUGGGCGGGCGGCGGAGAUCCUCCUCGUGGGCAGCGGAGGUCUUGUUCGUGGGUGGGCUCGUCGGUGUCUCAGGAACUGCGGCGGCUGGCCCUGGCGAUUGGAGACGGCUGGCCCUGGCGAUUGAAGACGGCUGGCCGUGGCGACGCGGGCGACGGGAGGAGGGAGAUGGGGGCUUAAUUUCUAGAGUUUUGAAAGUGGAAGGACUAAAAUGCAAAAAAUCAAAUGUACUAUCCCCGCGACAUUAUUUUCAGGACGGAGGGAGUAGUAGUAUUAUUUCUUGAUGUCCAUUUAGGGAAGUUGAAAAUCUAUUGUUUUUAGUGUUGUGUUCAUGAACCCGAAAUGUCAUGCUAAUAGUUUUCGAAUGUUAGCGCUCUUCCUAUGUGGCCAAUUUCAUGGUGAGCAUUUUUAAAGUGGGCAAAGUCUAUGCUGCGAGUUUUUGAA